Molecule: messenger RNA, 759 nt
Organism: Rhodofomes roseus
Lineage: Eukaryota; Fungi; Basidiomycota; Agaricomycetes; Polyporales; Fomitopsidaceae
Exons: 5
Coding region: 41-733 (230 amino acids)
Source: RefSeq, a predicted model, not a curated record
CUCAUACAUUCCCUUCACCUCAAAAUCGGUCCCAUGUAACAUGAGCCGUCUUGCGUCUUUCAAAGGACCCUCUACACCGACAUCCUCCCCUGUCAGGGCAAAAGAACCCACAACACCGUCCUCGCCUUCCAGGCUUGCAGAAUCAACAUAUCAUCGGAAAGUUCGCACGCUACUACAGGAAAUGCGAACUGUGACCGAUACAUGGGAAGACAUCGUGAUUUUCGAUGGAUUGAAGGCUGUAAAAUCCCUUGUAGAUGCAAGGACGGAUCUAGACAAUGUUCUCGCCAGCGAACGAUCGACACAGCCCAACAGACAUCUUGUGGGAGAGACACUAUCUGCCAUGGAAGACGACAUUGUGAACCUCAGCGUCGCAAUAGAGAAGCUCAAGAAGCAGUUCCAGAGGAUGAACAUCAUCAUCGACAACCUAGAAGGUGUACUCGUCGAAGCACACAAAACAAAAGGUUGGCGAUUUGUCCAGGAGCCCUUAUGGGUGUCUUGGUCAUUAGAGAAGUUUGUGACGGCCAUCCCCGACAUUCUUGCGCCUUACCAUCGUUCUCUGUUGAUGCACGAGGAACUCGCCCGCGUCCUGCGAAGUCAUGACGCCACCUUCGAAGCGUCACGACAGGCAUUAGCAGAAUGGGCCGCUCAACCGUACCUCGAAGAUCAUAGCUGGGAGACAGAAUGGGAAGACCUGUGUGCAGCAGAGAUCGACCGUUGGAACGGUCCAAAAUAAAUCGAAGACACUACACUACAACAGCG